UAGCAAAUUUACAACACACUUUCUCCUGCAUACCAAAAACUCUAUUUCAUCCUUAGCUUUAUAUCUCCUAAACAUGUCUAACAAGUGCGGCAACUGCGACUGUGCUGACGUUAGCCAGUGCGUGAGGAAGGAAAGCCAAUAUGAUCUCGUCAUCGUCGAGAGGAGCGAGACCGUGGUGAUGAACGUUGGAGCGGCGGAGCAUGAUGGGAAAUGCAAGUGCGGCAGCAGCUGCGCCUGUGUGAACUGCACUUGUGGUCAUUAAGCCCUACAAAUUGCACAACAAUAAAUUAUGAAGUGUUAAAUGAAUAACAGUACUUUGUUAUCGGGUGUUGAAAUAAACUUCUUGUGCUAAAGUCGUAAUAGUUGCCAAAAAAAAAUUGAGUCAGUAUAUCUGUCUCUUUGGUCAAGUUUGUAGCACAACUUUUCAUUGUUAAAUAGACUAUUACUUAUUAUAGUACA
This is a messenger RNA of Lycium barbarum (goji berry), 459 nucleotides long. RefSeq names its product metallothionein-like protein type 3. Lineage: Eukaryota; Viridiplantae; Streptophyta; Magnoliopsida; Solanales; Solanaceae. The record is from RefSeq and is a predicted model, not a curated record. Gene Ontology annotation, biological process: intracellular copper ion homeostasis. Gene Ontology annotation, molecular function: zinc ion binding; copper ion binding. Bases 74 to 262 code for a protein of 62 amino acids. The transcript has 3 exons.